CUACUCUGUGACUGUGCAAGAGUCCUACCCACAUCCCUUCGAUCAGAUCUACUACACCAGCUGCACUGACAUCUUAAACUGGUUUAAAUGCACGAGGCACAGAAUCAGUUAUCGGACAGCCUACCGCCAUGGGGAGAAAACCAUGUACCGGCGCAAAUCCCAGUGCUGCCCGGGCUUUUAUGAAAGCAGAGACAUGUGUGUCCCUCACUGUGCGGAUAAAUGUGUCCAUGGCCACUGCAUUGCUCCCAACACCUGUCACUGUGAGCCUGGCUGGGGUGGAACCAACUGCUCCAGUGCCUGCGACGGCGACCACUGGGGCCCGCACUGCAGCAGCCGGUGCCAGUGCCGGAACGGCGCGCGCUGCAACCCCAUCACGGGCGCGUGCCACUGCGCGGCGGGCUUCCGCGGCUGGCGCUGCGAGGAGCGCUGCGAGCCGGGCUCCUACGGCGACGACUGCCGGCAGCGCUGCCAGUGCCAGAACGGGGCCACCUGCGACCACGCCACCGGGGCGUGCCGCUGCCCGCCGGGCUUCGCCGGAGCCUUCUGUGAGGAUCUUUGUCCCCCUGGGAAGCAUGGGCCACAGUGUGAGCAGAGAUGUCCUUGCCAAAAUGGGGGAGUGUGUCACCAUGUCACCGGAGAAUGCUCUUGCCCUUCUGGCUGGAUGGGCACCGUGUGUGGUCAGCCUUGCCCUGAGGGUCGCUUUGGAAAGAACUGUUCCCAAGAAUGUCAGUGCCAUAAUGGAGGGACAUGCGAUCCUGCCACAGGCCAAUGUCACUGCAGUCCAGGAUACACGGGGGAACGAUGCCAGGAUGAGUGUCCCGUUGGCACCUACGGGGUUCACUGUGCCGAGACCUGCCGGUGUGUCAACGGGGGCAAGUGCUACCAUGUGAGCGGCGCGUGCCUGUGUGAAGCAGGCUUUGCCGGAGAGCUCUGCGAGGCUCGCCUGUGUCCCGAGGGGCUCUACGGCAUCAAGUGUGACAAGCGGUGUCCCUGCCACCUGGACCACACUCACAGCUGUCACCCCAUGUCUGGCGAGUGUGCCUGCAGGCCAGGCUGGUCUGGACUUUACUGUAAUGAGACAUGCUCUCCUGGGUUCUACGGAGAAGCGUGCCAACAGAUCUGCAGCUGCCAGAACGGAGCUGACUGUGACAGCAGGACGGGACAGUGCACCUGUGCACCCGGAUUCAAAGGAGUUGACUGUUCUACCCCGUGUCCUUUGGGAACCUAUGGCAUAAACUGUUCCUCUCGCUGUGGCUGUAAAAACAACGCUGUCUGCUCUCCUGUGGAUGGGUCUUGUAUUUGCAAGGCAGGCUGGCACGGGGUGGACUGCUCCAUCCGCUGCCCCAGUGGCACCUGGGGCUUUGGCUGUAACCUGACAUGCCAGUGUCUCCACGGAGGUGCGUGUGACACCCUGGACGGCACCUGCACCUGCGCCCCCGGGUGGCGCGGCGGGAAGUGCGAGCUGCCCUGCCAGGAUGGCACGUAUGGGCUGAACUGUGCCGAACGCUGCGACUGCAGCCACGCAGAUGGCUGCCACCCCACCACGGGCCACUGCCGCUGCCUCCCCGGGUGGUCAGGUGUGCACUGUGACAGCGUGUGUGCUGAGGGGCGCUGGGGUCCCAACUGCUCUCUGCCCUGCUACUGUAAAAACGGGGCUUCGUGCUCCCCCGACGAUGGCAUCUGUGAAUGCGCUCCAGGGUUUCGAGGGACCACGUGCCAGAGAAUUUGCUCCCCUGGGUUUUACGGACAUCGCUGUAGCCAGACGUGCCCGCAGUGUGUUCACAGCAGCGGCCCAUGCCACCACAUCACGGGCCUGUGUGACUGUCUGCCCGGCUUCACAGGGGCCCUCUGCAAUGAAGUGUGUCCCAGCGGCAGAUUUGGAAAAAACUGUGCAGGAAUUUGUACCUGCACCAACAAUGGCACUUGUAACCCCAUUGACAGAUCCUGUCAGUGCUACCCGGGUUGGAUCGGCAGCGACUGCUCACAGCCCUGUCCACCAGCUCACUGGGGCCCGAACUGUAUCCACACCUGUAACUGCCACAACGGAGCCUUCUGCAGCGCCUACGAUGGGGAAUGUAAAUGCACUCCUGGCUGGACUGGACUCUACUGUACUCAGAGAUGUCCUCUGGGGUUUUAUGGCAAGGACUGUGCUUUGAUUUGCCAGUGUCAAAACGGAGCCGACUGCGACCACAUUUCCGGGCAGUGCACCUGCCGCACGGGGUUCAUGGGACGGCACUGUGAGCAGAAGUGCCCUGCUGGGACUUACGGCUAUGGCUGCCGCCAGAUAUGUGACUGUCUGAACAAUUCCACCUGUGACCACAUCACCGGGACCUGUUAUUGCAGCCCUGGCUGGAAGGGGGCGCGCUGUGAUCAAGCCGGAGUUAUUAUCGUGGGGAACCUGAACAGCUUGAGCCGCACCAGUACUGCCCUCCCUGCCGACUCCUACCAGAUUGGGGCCAUCGCGGGCAUCAUCAUCCUCGUCCUCGUGGUCAUCUUCCUCCUGGCCUUGUUCGUUAUUUAUAGACAGAAGCAGAAAGGAAAGGACUCGAGCAUGCCAGCCGUGAGCUACACCCCGGCCAUGAGGGUCAUCAAUGCGGAUUACAGUAUGGCAGAAACCUUGCCACACGGCAGCGGUGGGAAUGGUAACAGCCACUACUUCACCAACCCCAGCUACCACACGCUCACCCAGCGUGCCGCCUCCCCUCACUUCAACAACAGGGAGACGCUCACCAUCGCCAAGGCAAAGAACAACCAGCUGUUUGUGAAUCUUAAAAGCGUGAACCCUGGGAAGAGAGGCCCCGUGGUGGACUGUGCCGGGACGCUGCCUGCGGACUGGAAGCAGGGCGGCUACCUCAAUGAGCUCGGUGCUUUUGGACUUGACAGAAGCUACAUGGGAAAAUCCUUAAAAGAUCUGGGAAAGAAUUCUGAAUAUAAUUCAAGUAACUGCUCCCUAAGCAGUUCUGAAAACCCAUACGCCACCAUCAAAGACCCGCCAGUGCUACUUCCUAAAACCUCCGAGUGUGGCUACGUGGAAAUGAAGUCGCCAGCGCGGAGAGAUUCCCCCUAUGCCGAGAUCAAUAAUGCAACCUCAGCCAACAAGAAUGUUUAUGAAAUCGAACCUACCGUGAGUGUCGUCCAAGGAAUAUUCAGCAAUAAUGGACACCUUACCCAGGAUCCAUACGACCUGCCAAAGAACAGUCGCAUCCCUUGCCACUAUGACCUGCUGCCAGCCCGGGGCAGUUCAUCCUCUCCUAAGAGAGAGGAUGGUGGCGGCAGCAGCAGCAGCAGCAGCAGCAGCAGCAGUGAAUGA
Dipodomys spectabilis (banner-tailed kangaroo rat) is the source of this 3310-nucleotide messenger RNA. RefSeq names its product multiple EGF like domains 10 (gene Megf10). Lineage: Eukaryota; Metazoa; Chordata; Mammalia; Rodentia; Heteromyidae. The record is from RefSeq and is a predicted model, not a curated record. The transcript has 23 exons. Bases 143 to 3310 code for a protein of 1055 amino acids. Gene Ontology annotation, molecular function: protein binding.